Procambarus clarkii (red swamp crayfish) is the source of this 2812-nucleotide messenger RNA. RefSeq lists its product as uncharacterized. NCBI's taxonomy places the organism in Eukaryota, Metazoa, Arthropoda, Malacostraca, Decapoda, Cambaridae. The record is from RefSeq and is a predicted model, not a curated record.
GCGCCCAGUAUAUAUAUAUGUGUAUGGAUCAGUCACGGUCCAUCCAGCGCUCGCUCGCGUUCUUUGGAACAUCUACUUCCAGCGCCCACUCUUCGUCUCUGGAACAUCUGCUUCUAGAGCCUUCUCUUCGUCUCUGGAACAUCUGCUUCUAGAGCCUUCUCUUCGUCUCUGGAACAUCUGCUUCUAGAGCCUUCUCUUCGUCUCUGGAACAUCUGCUUCUAGAGCCUUCUCUUCGUCUCUGGAACAUCUGUAUCCAGCGGCCAUUCUCGUGCCUGGAACACCUGCUUCCAGCGCCCAUUCUCGUCUCUGAAACAUCUGCUUCUAGCAGCCGCUCUUCGUCUCUGGAACAUCUGCUUCCAGCGCCUUCUCUUCGUCUUUGGAACAUCUGUAUCCAGCGGCCAUUCUCGUCCCUGGAACAUCUGCUUCCAGCGGCCAUUCUCGUGCCUGGAACACCUGCUUCCAGCGGCCACUCACGUGCCUGGAACAUCUGCUUCCAGCGGCCAUUCUCGUGCCUGGAACACCUCACGCUUCGCCUCCAGGUGUCACGCUGCAGUAAGUUGAAACUUUUCACAUUGUUUAAUAUGAUGAUCCAUGGGAGGCAGCUUCUAUUUAUAUGCAUUCAAUCUUAUUCCUAUAUAUGUCCUACGAUUGUAAUAUUCCAGCCAUCCAACCUCGAUUAUCUUACGCGGUAAUUUGUUUCAUAAAUCAGUAACCCCGUUUACAAACCAGUAUUUACCCAGGUCUUUCCUGAAUCUAAGUUUAUCCAAAUUUGUUUUACUUCUGGUUCAUGAUUUUUGUGUUUGUGUCUUGUUAUGUUUAAUAGCUUAUUAAUAUCCCUAUUAAUAAGCUAUUAAACUAGUAUAUUUCAGUCAUAUCACCCCUUUUAUGCUUUCUUAAGAAUGUUUUUCAAAUAUUCGUGAUCUGACUCCAUAAGGGAAGGUUCGGGGAGUUAUAAUUUCUUUAUUCUCUCCAUACAUAUUAACAUUUUAAUAAUGUUUAUUCUUCACUACUGUAAGUAGACCUGAACCCAUAAUAUAAACGGAACUGCUCGUUGAGUGAAUGGGGACCAACUUUAGAUUUAGUCAACUAUUGUUGGUUGUGUUCUGUGGCAGGCUACUUGACAUAGAUUGGACUCGAAAAGCAUAAUAAGGCUUCCUGUCCUCAAUAAUUCUAAACCAAUUUACAGGUAUAAUAACGCAUAUUAUCAUUAUAAAUACAAAUGUAUCACCGAUAAUUUCGUUAUUUAUUAACUACUGGGUUCCUGUUUGACAGUGAUUAGUUUUACUAAUAUAGCACAAGUGCACGGAACGCAGGGCCCGGCACUGCUCAGGAUCCAGCAUCGCUCAGGACCCAGUACCGCUCAGGGCCCAGCACUGCUCAGAAUCCAGCACCGCUGAGGGGCCCAGCACUGCUUAGGGCCCAGCACCACGCAGGGCCCAGCACCGCUGAGGGGCCCAGCAUCGCUGAGGGCACAGCACCGCUCAGGACUCAGCACCCCGGCACCGUUGAGAGCCCAGCACCGCACAGAAUGGGCGGAGACGUCACACAUCAUGUGGCGUUGCUGGCGGCGUCGCUGGUGGCGUCGUGGGCGGAGGUGCGGGUGUACAGGUCUCCUGGAGUAGGUUCCUGCGGGGACGCCCUUGAACACUACGUGAACGUCUCUCCGUCUCUCUGUGCUCUACACUGCAAUCACAACAGACAUUGUGAAGGGUACAGCUUCCUGAGUCCGCCUCCAGGAGGCCCGGGAACAGCUGGUCACUGCUACUUGCACCAGCUGGUGACCUAUCCAGAUGGUACGCCUGGUACCACCUGCUACCUGCCAGUUCCAGAGGUAACAACGGGAGGUUCGAACUCUGCCACUACCACACUUCUAGAAACCAUUACGGCACCUUUGAUGAACCUGUCCACUUCCGCGCCCUCAGAAACCACUACAUCUCCUGGGGCAAACGCAUCUACUAUCACAUCACUAACGACCGUAAUUACCAUGAGCUCGACGGGGCUGGCCAAUUUGAGCGAUGCUUCACAUGUUAAUCUCAAGUCUCAAAGCUCCUCGUGCCCGAACAACACCGGAGCUGUGGGUAUGUUCGAGAUGUACUCAGACGACUACCUCCUGUGUGCCGAACCUCCCGCCGGCCUGACCUUCACCUCCCUGGACCCGAGACAAGUGUGUGGGUCUCCCACGUACCGAAUGAAGUGCAUGACUGCAUCCUGCAGGACGAACAGCUUCAUAGUGGGCUUCAUGUCGGAUGGUACGAAUGUCUACGGGCCAUGUAGCGACGGGUUUGUGAGCCUGGUCGCCGCCGUCAGCUCAGAGUGUCAUACCAUUUCGGGGACCAUGCAGAAGGGCUCCGGCAUCGACGGCAACUGGAAGCAGUGGAGGAUUUGUGGGGGAGACGGCAGCAAGUUCUUCCUGAUGACGGGCGUGGGGGUGACCAGCAACUCGGACAACAGCUGGACCUAUGAUAACAUUACGUGUUGUCUUGUCAACUAAAUCACGCGUAGUUUGCCCUACGGCCCUCAAGGUAUAUACGGUACUUCAUAUUCUGUGCUCUAAGGACAGUAUAUAUUCUAUGUACAGGACUUAGAAAAUAUGUAAGUACUGUAUAUACAUUGUGUGCUGCCAUCAAUGGUAACAAUACGGACAUUAAUUGUUGGUUUUAAGAGCUGGUCCCAGUCAUUUAUACUCAAUUGAAUUGAACAUCAUACAUCCAGGUGUUUGACCCAGAGGGAAGAUGCCAGUGUCAUUAGACGACCAUUAACUGAUGUUAAACACCAUUCACCUUGCCUCCCCAUUAAUUCGUUCCUCGUUGAC